Messenger RNA from Dunckerocampus dactyliophorus (ringed pipefish), 3179 nucleotides. RefSeq names its product interleukin enhancer-binding factor 3-like. Gene Ontology annotation, molecular function: double-stranded RNA binding; single-stranded RNA binding. Gene Ontology annotation, cellular component: precatalytic spliceosome. The transcript has 20 exons. The record is from RefSeq and is a predicted model, not a curated record. Bases 227 to 2821 code for a protein of 864 amino acids. Lineage: Eukaryota; Metazoa; Chordata; Actinopteri; Syngnathiformes; Syngnathidae.
UCUUUUGAGAACGUCUCUGACGAGCAGGCUUUUAUGACGUCAAAUGUGAGCGACUCGUCAUCGACUUGCUAACCGACAAAAAGAUAGGUGCACUUCCAUCAAAAAGGUCGGCACUGGUUACUGAAUCAUUUGUUUAUUAACAAAGCAAAACUACUGAUCAUCCGCCGUUCAACGAAAAGGGCAUCUCAAAUACAGGCGGUAGCUUCAACAAGGAAAACGUGCUAGCAUGGCGGCUAGGUGGGACGAGCACCAGGCUUAUGAGGAGCUUUUGCACUGGGACAGCCUCAUCCAACAAGGCCACCGGCUUCACCCGCAGGAGUUUGACAGAUAUGAGGAGUUGCGUUACUGGUAUGACUGCCGGUGCUACGAGGACGAGCUGAGACAGUACCACGACUAUAUUUCUGCAAUAGAGACAGCGGAACAUCCACAAUAUCACAAGGAUGCUUUGUCCAGCCAGAUACACUCGGGGCCAAACGACCGCCGUGUGAUGGCAAAACACUCUGAGAUUUAUCCCUCUGCAGCGGAGCUAGAGGCGGUGCAGACAAUCGUCUCCCAUGUGGAAUGUGCGCUAAAGACUGUGUCUGACCAAAUUGAUGCUCAGAAUUUGGGCAAAGGAAAUCAAGAGGCCAAAAGUGCAAAGAAACGUGUCCUGCAUGGCAUUAUGAGGGUGGGCCUGCUGGCCAAAGGACUUCUGCUCAAAGGAGACAUGAACCUGGAACUGGUGCUCUUUUGUUUCAACAAGCCUACCGUCACUCUGCUUAGACAAGUGGCUGAGAGUCUAAGUGCCCAGUUAGAGGCUGAGGCCGCUGGGUUGUAUACAGUGAUCCCGAGUCCAAUGGAUGCCGCCAUCAAUGUGAAAAGUACCAAAGAGUUAGCCCUCACUCUAACCCUCCAUCUCACGUCACCCCAGGUCAGGGUGGACCAACAGACUGAGCCCUCAGAGGAAAAAUCGCGAACAGACAACGAUCUGCCGGACGUUCUGGACAGACAGAAAUGCCUAACUUCCUUGGCGUCUCUCCGCCACGCCAAGUGGUUCCAGGCAAAAGUCAAUAAUCUGAAUUCUGCCGUUAUUGUGAUCCGGGUCCUGAGGGAUUUGUGUAUUCGUGUUCCUACAUGGGCACCACUGUCUGGAUGGCCCCUUGAGCUGCUGGCAGAAAAGGCCAUAAGUACAUCUGAGAGGCCACUGGGCCCAGGCGAAGCUUUCCGCAGGGUACUUGAGUGCAUUGCCUCUGGAAUCCUCUUGCAUGAUGGUCCAGGAAUUAAAGAUCCCUGUGAGAAGGAACCUGUCGAUGUCCUUGAAUGUCUCACCUUACAGCAGCGUGAAGACACCACACAGAGUGCUCAGUUGGCACUGAGACUGUGUGCAUUUGGAAUGAUGUACAAAGUUUUGGGGAUCGAGGCAAAGCCUGGCAGGCCCUGGAAAGCAUUGGGAGCCAGUGCAAAAAUUAUACCAGACCUGAUAAAACCAACUAGACCCUCUCUGCCAGCUAAACGAUCCUUCACCGAAGUGGCAAAAGGAAAAGAGGACUCAUUAAAUAGCAAACAGAGGAAGUUCCUCAAAUUCCAGAAGCGGUUUCCACGGAAGUCAUUGACUGAUGAUUUAAGCAUGAAUGCUGUGAUGCGUCUGAACCAGUACCGACCCGGUCUUGAGUACCGCCUCACCUCUCAGACUGGUCCAGUCCACGAGCCGGUUUUCACGAUGGCUGUGGAUGUAAAUGGGAAAACCUACGAGUCCACCGGGCCUUCGAAAAGAACAGCCAAGCUUAACGUAGCAACAAAGGUCCUGCAAGAUCUUGGUCUUCCAACAGGCUCAGAAGCCAAGGCCGAAUCCAAAAUUGAGGGUGGCCAGGAAGUAAUUGCAAGCGCCUCCACUGCUUCAGAAGAUAAUGCUCAGGGUCCUAUUUUGACCAAGAAUGGGAAGAACCCCGUCAUGGAACUGAAUGAGAAAAGACGCAGUCUGAAGUAUGAACUCUCUGCUGAGACGGGUGGCUCCCACGAGAAGUGCUUCGUCAUGGAGGUGGAGGUUGAUGGACAGAAGUUCAAAGGGAGGGGUUCCAACAAGAAAGAAGCAAAAGCCUACGCCGCCCUUGCCGCUCUGGAGAAGCUGUUCCCAGACACCCCUCUCAUGUCCAAGAAAACAUCAAAGAAGCUCACAUACACUGACAUGCACAUUCCAGGAUUCGGUACUAUUCGUGGGAUCCCUUCAGAUUCCGGAUCACCCGACUGGGGUCUUGGCAGAGGUCGAGGAAGGGGCCGAGGCAAACCCUUUUCUUCAGGCCCCGUUUACAACAAAACCAACUUUAAAUAUGAGAGCAACUCCGGAAAAGGUUAUCACAAGUUGUACAGUAACAAUGGCGCUGGGAGCACGGGUGCCAGCAAAGUAAUUGGUACCGUCACCAGUGCUCCUUGUGGCAGCACAGGAAGCAACACUGGCUAUGGCACGUUUUAUCCUGAAAGUAGCACCACCACCUACUCUGCCCCGCCUAUCUCCAGCACCAGUACCAACACCACCACAACCACAGCAGGCAGCUACAAGUCCAUGCCUCCGCCUGCCGACCAGCAGAGUCCUUACAGUUACGGCUACGGGGAUGAGAAAAAGAAGAUGCUCACUCAAGGUCAGACUGAGGCUUCAGCACAGGGAGCCAAUUACUCCAUGUACAGCACCGCUUAUCCCAACACUGUGGUGGGGAGCCAAAUGUAUAAUAAUUAUGGAUGGUCAAACCAGACAAAUUGGGGAAGUCAGCAAGGCUAUGGCUCAUACCAGUCCUACGGAGGACAAAACCAGACCUCGUUUCCUGGAAAUAGCGGCACAAAUUAUUAGUCAUAACCUUGUACAGCUUUUCCAAACUCACUACACCACCGAGUUCUGAGUGUUCAACCUUCAUGACGAUCCUGGAAUAGGACAACCUUUAAAUGUUUCUCAAACUGGAAAGUUGCCGUUUGUUGUUUCAUCGCAAGUCCCGUUUUUGUUUGUUACAUUAACCUGCUUUACUGGCUGUUUUGCUUUUGUUUGUUACAUCUUUAACCUGCUUUACUGGCUGUGUUGCUACAGCAUACUUUUUUGAUUAUUAGCUGUACUUGAACUUUGCUUUGCAUGAUUAUGUCCCACCGUGGCUUCUUUCUUAGUUACUGUGACAAAUCUGUGCUACGCCUACUCUUAAUAAACCACUUUUACUUUG